CAGAAUUUUAAAACACUUCAUCAAACAACACACAAAGAGGAAUCCCUUCCAAGAUUCUUCUUUACACCCUACCAUCUAGCCAAACCCCGCGACUACAUACAACCAUGUCUCACUCGCAAGCUAUUCGUCGAUUCGUCGAGUUCAUCAACUCAGCAGAUGCCGCUAUUGGCAACGAAGUCAUCCACGAGUCAGCCGAGUUCCACGUCCCUUUUGACAGCAAACCCUUAAAGGGUGUUGGUGGAUAUUUAGAAAUGCUAGGCAUGAUGCGCGCAGCCUUUCCCGAUAUUCAGUGGAGCGUAGAGCAGAUAAUCUCGGAAGGAGACAAAGUGGUGUUACGCUCUAAAACUCGCGGCACCCAAGCCGGUCCUUUCAUGGGGUUUCCGCCCUCCGGGAAAAAGUUCGAAAUAGUUGGAAUGAACCUCUUUACCUUUUCAGAGGGGAAGAUUAUUGAAGAGCAGGGCUUGCCUGAUCUAUUUGGGAUCCUUGUUCAGAUUGGAGCAGUUCAAAUUCCCUUGUAGAUUACUGGCAGAUGUUGUGCAGGAUGGAGUUGCCCAUAUAUUGACGAUGCGGGGAGCCGUAUAUAUUCCAUCCUUGAUUGUAUUCUUCGUUGUAAUGGAACAUCUUACGCCAAGAAGUCUACGAGAGGUAACCAAGAAUAAAACACCUCCCUUCAUAUUCAUUAUAGGCGAUAAUGUUUGUUAGUCCCUUUGACUGGUAAUGCGUAACACAGGCCAUAAAC
Fusarium redolens is the source of this 739-nucleotide messenger RNA. RefSeq lists its product as uncharacterized. Lineage: Eukaryota; Fungi; Ascomycota; Sordariomycetes; Hypocreales; Nectriaceae. The coding region runs from base 105 to 518 and encodes 137 amino acids. The transcript has a single exon. The record is from RefSeq and is a predicted model, not a curated record. Gene Ontology annotation, biological process: polyketide metabolic process.